This is a messenger RNA of Sclerotinia sclerotiorum 1980 UF-70, 318 nucleotides long. RefSeq lists its product with no specific name. The record is from RefSeq and is a predicted model, not a curated record. NCBI's taxonomy places the organism in Eukaryota, Fungi, Ascomycota, Leotiomycetes, Helotiales, Sclerotiniaceae. The transcript is spliced from 2 exons. The coding region runs from base 1 to 318 and encodes 105 amino acids.
AUGUUCAUGAUUCACUUACUAUACGUUUCUACCGAGAGAUAUUGUGUUUAUUCUAGGAACUGUGCCAGGCCUUUUCGGUAUUUUUCACGCUUAGCCCACCACUGUCUAGGUCUCUAUCGACUACCUAUAUCAAAAUCGAGGGCUCUGCUCAUAAAUUGCAAUACUAGUGCUUCAGCACUUCCCGGAUUCAGUCUGCAACGUUCUAUUUACUCUUUUCGUCUUAUUCACAACUACCGCUAUUUCCUGAAACAGAGAUUUGCAUUUAAGGUUGACUUGAGAAUCCUUAUUAAGACGCUAUAUAUGCCACGACUAACCUGA